AUGGCGCCCGUCGAGCAUCUUGUCGCUCUCGUCGCGCGCGACUAUAUCUGUGGCUCCGGCGAACGCUACCACAAUGGCCGCUGCUACAGCAGUAACUGGUACAAUUGGGGCCGCUGGGUAGUCGCUGCCAUCGCCGCCGGUCUCUUCCUCCUUGUCCUCCUAUCCUGCCUAAUGGUCUCUCGCCGACGUCGCAGACGCGGCGGCCAGCCUAUCUACGGAACCGGGUGGAUGGCUCCUCCAGGGAAAUACGGCAAUCAACCCAACAACCAUCAGAUGUACGACUACAACCAGCAGGGCUAUCAGAACCCCCAGGGGUUCCAACAACAACCCGCGUACGGAGGAUACCCCCCGGCCCCUCCUCCGCCGGCGUACGGACAGCAGCAGCAGCCGCAGUACACGGGCACGACCUUCAACACCAAUGACGGCUACUACGGGCAGCAGAAUCAGCAGCCCCCUCAGCACACUGGGGUGCAGCCGCCGGAGGGGACGUAUCAGCGCGACGAGACGUACUCGCCUCCCCAGGGACCGCCUCCGGGCAAGUAA
Ilyonectria robusta is the source of this 543-nucleotide messenger RNA. RefSeq names its product chitin synthesis regulation, resistance to congo red-domain-containing protein. NCBI's taxonomy places the organism in Eukaryota, Fungi, Ascomycota, Sordariomycetes, Hypocreales, Nectriaceae. Gene Ontology annotation, biological process: vesicle-mediated transport. The coding region runs from base 1 to 543 and encodes 180 amino acids. The transcript is spliced from 2 exons. The record is from RefSeq and is a predicted model, not a curated record. Gene Ontology annotation, cellular component: intracellular membrane-bounded organelle.